This is a messenger RNA of Schistosoma turkestanicum, 2661 nucleotides long. The record is from the annotation of a GenBank genome assembly. Lineage: Eukaryota; Metazoa; Platyhelminthes; Trematoda; Strigeidida; Schistosomatidae.
AUGAUGGAUCCGAAAUAUAUCAUUCUUUUAUCAUUUGUAUGCUCAGCACCUUUCAAUGGUCUAAUGUUUAGUCAUGCGUCAACCGAAUCACGAUUCAUAAGGACACGUAAGGGAGUUGCAGCUAAUGUGGCCGCAUCGGCUUCGUCAAAAACGCAACCAGUACCUAUAUCAACUCAGUCAACAACAAGUAAUCGAGUUUCAACAUUUUCAUAUGACGAACCAUUAUUUACAAUAAGUGAUUCGAAUUUGUGGAGUGGUUCAUUUACAGCAGAAGAAAAACUGGUCGCUCAACUUUUAAAUCGAGGAAGUUUAACAGUUCGACCAAAUGGUUAUAUGAAUCAGUCUACAAAUCCUGUACACGUUAAUAUAACUUAUAAUGUUGUACAGAUUCUUGGAUUUAGAUGGACUGAUCCUAGAUUAACUUGGGAUCCAGAGGAGUUCGCUCAAAUUCAAGAAGUCAGUCUACCAACAACAAAUUUAUGGAUACCAGAUGUAGGCGUUAUGAAUGGAAAGGCAUCCACUGAUUUUGAUUUUAGUGCAGGUGUAAGAGGACGGGUUACUGUGAGCAAUGACGGAUCGGUUACUUGGCUACAUGGUGCAGUUCUAGACGUGACAUGCCCCCUUGAUGUAUCGUUUUUCCCGUUUGAUUAUCAAACAUGUUUUUUAAUUCUUGUCCCAUGGCAAAGUGGUGAACAACAAUUACUUUUGCAACCGUUUACACAUGGUUCAGCAGUGGAUAAUAGUUAUUUACCAAAUUCUAAUGUUAGCGAAUGGGAAAUUCAAUCAGUUCAUUUUGUACGAAAAAAAUAUCGUAGUGAUAUGAAUGUCACUUAUCAAUAUGUGAGUAUUGCUAUUCAUCUUAAACGCCAGCCAUUAUAUUUCGUUGUACUUGUUCUUGUGCCAUUUUCAAUGUUAUCUGCUUUGGCAUGUUUGAUCUUCACAUUAGAUGAUACAGGAGAUCGAUUAUCAGUUGCACUUUCUUUAGUUCUUAGUAUGACAAUGUACGUAGUGAUUGUGUCAACAAAUGCUCCUCGCUCAAUGAGAACAUUACCUGUUUUAGGUAUUUUUCUACUGGACCAACUUGGCCUCUUAAGCAUUGCAACAAUACUUGCUGUAAUGAACAAUAAAUUAUACCAAUCAACAGAACUACUCAGUUGGCAAGAUUUUAUCUAUGCAAUCUCAGGCACUGGACAAGGUAAACGACGUGGUAGUGAGCCAUACUCUGAACACGUUUAUAUUAAUAAACACAUACAUGACAAUCAUCACUAUAAUGACAGAACUAAAACUCUACGCAGUAAUACAGACAAACAAGAACCAAAAUACAAGUCUUCAUUGCAACAAACAAACCAGUCACUUGAGAAGAGUACAUCAAGACAACAGAACUAUUUUAAAAAGUACUGCAAACCAGUAAAACUUUUAACACGUAAAAGCAGCAAGACUCUUAAUCAUAAUAAUAAUAAUAAUAAUGGUAAUAGCAUUUGUAGCAAAAAUAACAAUCAAUCAAAUCGUUAUUUUUCUACUCAUCCUGAAAGUGGACAUUGCAUAAACUAUUGUGAUUCAGAAGUUAUUCUAAAUGAAACGGAUUUUAUAUCAGACGUCAAAUUUCGUCCUAUUGACCCGGACUCUGAUAGUCCAAUUGGACAAGUAAGUAAAGCAUCAAAACCUACAUUUAUGGAUACCACUAAUCCAAGUAUCAUUCAUAAUAUUAAUGCUUUUAAAAUUAAUAAUGCUGACAAUAAUAACAGCAAUAUCAGCGUUAAACAAGAUAUAACGAAGUGUCACGAUUACAGAAUGCUUCACUCGAGAUUACAUAACAGUGAAUUUUUUAAUGAUUCUUCUCAUAUUAUGAAAAAUAGACCGAAAGGAGGAGCUUUAGAAAGAUCUCCUUGGAAAGAACACUUACCAAUGUCAUAUGACCAAAUCAUGAAGCGAAAGUAUCCGAUGAAAUCAGUGUACAGGUAUGCCACAUCAGCAACUGAAAGUUCUUCAAGUGAUAAUGAGGAAGACGAUGAUAUAAACAGUGAUACAGAUGAAGUGCACAGUGACGCUUCAGAAAGAAUAUUCCGAACAACUGUAACAGCAACUGCUGCAGCUGCUUUGGCAGCUACUCGUGUCAUUGCUUCUGGUUAUAGUGUAACAAAUCAAAAUUCAUAUCAAUUAAAAUUGUGCGGAGCGAAAUCAAAUCCUAAUGCAAACAAAAGUGCUUUUCUUCACACUUCCGGUAUCUGUGAAGCAACUAAAUCAAGGAAACACACACGAAGUGCCUUACCAAUCAAAACGGAUGAAGAACAUGAUCGCAUGAAUUCGAAAUUAGCCGCUCAAGCAGCAAUUAAUGCAGCAUUCGAAGCAGCUGCACAAACUUACCAACUGAGUAAAAAAUACACCAGAUAUCAUAAUCAUCGUCAUUCAUAUCAUUUUUCAUCGUCCAAGUGUAAGAAACGCCAUAAACAAAGCUUACUUAAUAAUAAUAACGGUAGUCAUAGUCACAUUGAUUACCUCACAGAAUUGAAUCCAUAUCCGUACCGUAAAUUGGCUUCACGUUUAGACUGUAUACAAAUGAUCACUUAUCUAUUCUUAUCAACGAUAAAUGCCAUUGCUUGUCUUAUACUUAUGCCUAAAUACUCACAAGAUUCUAAUCCCCCAGCCCAUUUAAUCUCGUAA